CAGGGAUCCCCAGCCAGUGAUGUAGAUGAGGAUGAUGAAGGUGCAUAAGAAAGACUCUGUGGGGAGAAAGAGCAGCGCCUGACUCUCCUCUCCUCCACUUACUCAUCCACUCUGAGCUGUGCCCUCUGAUUGGGCAGACGAUGUCAUCGACCACGCCCACCUCAGCCCCGCAUCCCAAGAAGACGCGCGGGAAGGAGAGGACUGAGGUCAUGGGCGACUUUGUGCAGACAGCCAAUGAGGAGCUUCGGAACAAGCUGAUGGACAUCCAGAUAGAACUGCAGCAGGAGAAGGGCAAGGUCUCUAAGCUGAGAGAGCGUCUCCAGGAGCAGAGGCAGGUCAGGGAACUGGAACAACACAAACACACGGUGGUCCUCACCGACCUCCGCGCCAAACUGCACGAGGAGAAGCUCCGCGAGCUGGCCACGGCCCGCGAGGCGUUGGCACGGCAACACGAGUUGGAGCUGGCGCGUACCAUUAAGAUCCGCGACGGGGAGGUACAGCGGCUGCAGGGGCUGGUCCAUGCACUGAGAGACGGUGCUGCUGACAAGCUGAAGAGUGCCCUGCUAGGGGAGGCCCGGGAGGAGGCCAGGAGGUCCUUCGAUGGGGAGAGACUCAAACUGCAGCAGGAGAUCCUGAAGCAGGAGACUGCACGGAAGCAGGUUGAGGAGGCUCUGUCUAAUGCGCUGCAGGCAGACAAGGCCAAAGCAGCCGACCUCCGAACAGCCUAUCAGCAGCACCAGGAUGAGAUCAACCGCAUCAAGAGAGACUGUGAGAGAGACAUCCGCCGGGUGAUGGAUGAGUUGAAGGGGAAGGACCGUGUGGUGUCAGCGUUGGAGAGGGAGCUGGGGGUGCAGGCUGGUUACGCCCAGAAGCUCCAGCUGCAGAAGGAGGCUCUGGAUGAACAGCUGGGUCACGUCAGGGAGGCAGAGAGGCACCACAGCAGCCCCAAGAGAGAGGUGGUCCCUGCCCUGGGGGACACCGCUGACUACCUCAACAACCAGGAGGUGGAAGAACUUCGCGAUGCGAGGAGGUUCCAGCUGAAGAUAGCUGAGCUCCACUCUGUUACCAGGAAGCUGGAGGACAGGAACACACUGCUGGCUGAUGAGAGGAAUGAACUGUUGAAGCGGGUGCGUGAGGCAGAGAGUCAGAUGAAGCCGCUCUUAGAUAAAUAUAAGAGGAUGUCGAAGAAGAACAAUGAUCUCCAACAGACUCUGCAGCGCAUGGAGGAUAAACUCAAGAACCUCAGCAGAGGGAACGCAGAGAUGAAGGAGAAAGUGCACUCUUGUACCCAGCAGCCUCAGCCUCAGCAGCUGAAGAGGCCUACCUCACUGACAGACCUAAGUCAGGCCCACGAGGAACAGGAAGUAGAGUUCCUCAAGCUGCAGGUUGCCGAGCAACGAGGCAUCAUCGACGAGCUCACGCAGGAACGUGACAGACUGAUGCUCUGCAAAAAGAAACGAAGAAAAACCUUCAAGCUACCACCUAAAAGGCAUGUUGUGGAGACAUAUUUUGGAUUUGAUGAGGAGUCUGUGGACUCUGAGACGUCGUCUCUGACCUCUUACAACACUGACCUCACAGACUGCACCCCUGCCACGCCCGAGGAGGACCUGGAGGAUGGUGUAUCUCGUGAAGAGUCAGAGCUGCGCUUCAGACAACUGACCAGAGAGUACCAGGCUCUCCAGCGGGCCUACGCCCUCCUACAGGAACAGACUGGGGGGUCACAUGACGCUGAGAGAGAGGCCAGGAACCGUGAGCAGCUGCAGGCGGAUCUGAUUGGGUGCCAGGCGAAGAUCGCCGACCUGGAGAAGGCAUUGGCCGAGAGGGGGCAGGACUCUAAGUGGGUGGAGGAGAAGCAGUACCUCAGCAGGACCAAUCAGGAACUCCACAACAAGAUGUGUGUGUUACAGCGAGCUGAGUGGAAGCUGCAGGCGGAGGUGCAGGACGCGAGGGACCAGAAUGAGUUGCUGGAGUUCAGAGUGCUAGAACUGGAAGAGAGGGAACACAGGCCUCCAGCCAUGGGCUUCCACGUGACUACCUUCCCAGAGAACAGCAACAGCGCUCUGCAGAUCUUCUGCCACCAGGAGGGCAUCAAGGAUGUGGUUAUUCCAGAUCUGAUGAAGAAACUGGAUAUCCUGGGAGAUAAUGGGAACUUGCGUAACGAGGAGCAGAUUGUCGUCAUCCAGGCAGGGACGGUUCUGUCAAUGUGUGAGAAGUGGUUAAAGCAGAUAGACAGCACAGAGGAAGCCUUGACCCAGAAGAUGAUUGACCUGGAGAAUGAGACGGACCUGUUCAGUAAGCAGAAGGGUUUCCUGGAGGAGGAGCUGGACUACAGGAAGCAGGCCCUGGAUCAGGCCUACAUGAGGAUCGCGGAGCUGGAGGCUACGCUGUAUAACGCUCUGCAGCAGGAGCCGGGGGGGCGUGCGGUGGCAGAGUCUCUGUCGGACAGGCAGAGGGAGGAGCUGGGGCUAGCCGUGGACAAACUGCGGAGGCAGAUACUCAGGCAGAGCCGCCAGUAUGACAGUCAGAUCUUACAGGAGCGCAUGGAGCUGCUACAGCAGGCCCAGCAGAGAAUAAGACAGUUGGAAGGCAUGAUUGAGAUGCAAAAGAGACAAGUCAAGGAAAUAGAAGAAAAGUUUUUGUUCCUCUUUUUGUUUUUCUCACUAGCUUUUAUUCUUUGGCCUUAAUGACGCUGACAUGGACCGACAUCAGGUGCUAAGGCGCUCAGGUAGAGAGUGAGGAAGAAACGCACAACAUAUUUGUUUUUUAUGCAUUUUUAGAUGGUUCACAAACCUUAUGGCCUUUUUGAUAAACAUGCACUUUUAAUCUGGAAUGCAAAACAAAACAAAACCAUGACUCUGAAAAGUGAACAAAUUUCAGAGACAUGUAAAGAGAUGUAUAUCAGUGUUUUUUAUAUAAAGGAAGUCACCUACCAUUUCUGGAAGUGGAACAAUUAGGUAAACUCUAAUGUGAGUUCUAAAAAGCAUAAACAUUGUGACUGGAACACUGAAGCAGGUCAACAAGGAAAACAGUGAUUGAGACAGUGCCUCAGAUUAAUUUAGAGCCACACAACGAAAGAGUGCAAUCAGAG
This is a messenger RNA of Coregonus clupeaformis (lake whitefish), 3088 nucleotides long. Its product is annotated as janus kinase and microtubule-interacting protein 1-like. The record is from RefSeq and is a predicted model, not a curated record. The transcript is spliced from 22 exons. NCBI's taxonomy places the organism in Eukaryota, Metazoa, Chordata, Actinopteri, Salmoniformes, Salmonidae. The coding region runs from base 141 to 2684 and encodes 847 amino acids. Gene Ontology annotation, molecular function: GABA receptor binding; kinase binding; microtubule binding.